UGAUAAGAACUUUAAACGUCUAUGACAUCUUUUAGCGGUGACUACAAUUUUUGCCCCAUACAAUAUUGAAUAUUAAAUACAAAUCAAAAGAUUUCUAAAAAAAGUUCGCAUACAAAAAUGCAAGCGCUUGACUUGUGAAACUCAAAAACAAUUCAUUCGUGCUCAGUCCUUAAUGGAAUAUUGUAAGAAUAAAUACUGAAAAAUUUGAAUUUAUAUCGUGGCAUAUAUUUUAUGUACUAUGAAGUGCGGAGAAGGAAUGCGUUCUUUCAACAUUUGCACAAUUAAGUUUUAUUACCUUAUUUUCUGUGAAAUUGUGUUUUGGCAGCAAUUAGUAGGACUGCCUUACCAAGGAAGCUCUUAUUAUCAGAAAUGCACUGAUUCUGAAACCAAACAAGAACUCUUAAUUGGAGAUGUGAUCCAACGCAGAGGUCGGUGCAUACGAGCACAAUGCCUAGGUACUUUGGAAAUAUGGGAAGAUAGUUGCCAAAUACCACAUUUACCUGGUACUUGCAGUCAACUGCCACCUCCUAAUGAGUUUCUUGAUUACCCCGAUUGCUGUCCACUACACGAAUGCAAGUCUUACGAAUUUAACGAAAAUGGUGAAACUGUAGAAACUCUCACCUACGAUCAUCACGGCAUUUUAAAAAAACAAAACAUAAUAAAAUUUUUAGUCGUAGUUGAUCACCAAAAAAGAAACCCAAAUGAUAACGUAAGCGCGAGGUUCAAUAUUUAAUUUAGAAUAAUCUAGUGAUAAGGUAAAACUACACACACUAAUUACGGAUAUAUUGAAGUGAGUACAUUAGUCUGAGUAGUGUACUUAGUUAUAGGGCAAGGUAUUAUUUCAAUAAAAACUUGUAAAAUGUUGAAGUAUUAUUUGACUAAAGUUCGUUUGUACUAUGUUAAUGAGUCUGGGACAAAAUUUAAAUA
Molecule: messenger RNA, 927 nt
Organism: Teleopsis dalmanni
Lineage: Eukaryota; Metazoa; Arthropoda; Insecta; Diptera; Diopsidae
Gene: Vago
Exons: 3
Coding region: 239-733 (164 amino acids)
Source: RefSeq, a predicted model, not a curated record